AUGUCGUUCCAGAAUGUCGCUACCUCUUCAACCUCUCACGUAUUCGAUAUCUUUGAAGUUCUCCACUUCAUCCAUAUCCUCUUCAAAGCCGCCGUCAAAUUCGUGCCCAGAUUGGCCAUCACCUUGCUCGAGCGAAGGCACAUUGACGGGGACAAGAAUCCGAGUUUGCGUGACAUACGCAUCUACGAGUUCGAACUGGGCGAAAAAACCGCCCCAUAUGGCACAAUGCCUGCUUCUACGACACCGGAAUUGAGACAAGCAAUGGCGAAUACAUCCAUGUGCGACCACUUCUGUACCUUUGCUCACAAAGGAUUGAAGAAACACAUUCAUUCUUUCGGCGUCACAGUCCAUUGGGUCCUGGUGGAACCUCGACCACAUCUGUGGCUCAUACCCACGGCGUGCAUCAAAGAAUCAGGGAUUGUCUCCGACAAACUACCUUACCACUCCGUCCUAGAGGUACGACUCCAGGAAGGUUUGGUGGUUUUAUUUGAUGGCACAGGAAGACAGUUCGGCUGGAACUCGAAUGACUGGAUCAUGGAGGGCUACAAGUUCUCUGAAAAAUAUGGGAACUACUACAUAGAGCUGGAUGAUACUGUGGCCGAGGAGGAGGAUCUUCUCAACCACGCAUCCCCAUAUUGGAAUACGGUUAUGGUGUCCCUGUGGGAUUUGCUCGACACCUGCUUGUGUAGUAGCGAGUUGGAAGCUUUGUCUCCAGUCGCCCGCGUUCAUCAAGUCCGCAAAUGGGCCGAGAGGAGGGCUAGGGAACAGAUUGCCAAAAGAUGCCUCGUUGUAUGGCCUUCAGAGUUAUUGCGACAACUCUGCAUGCUUCGAGCUGGACGGGCAUUCAAGAGCGUUCACGAAAGCUAG
This is a messenger RNA of Plenodomus lingam JN3, 867 nucleotides long. RefSeq lists its product as uncharacterized. The record is from RefSeq and is a predicted model, not a curated record. Lineage: Eukaryota; Fungi; Ascomycota; Dothideomycetes; Pleosporales; Leptosphaeriaceae.